Molecule: messenger RNA, 318 nt
Organism: Lottia gigantea (owl limpet)
Lineage: Eukaryota; Metazoa; Mollusca; Gastropoda; Lottiidae
Exons: 3
Coding region: 1-318 (105 amino acids)
Source: RefSeq, a predicted model, not a curated record
AUGGAGGAAAGUAGUGAUUUAUUAGAAGAAAUAAUGGAUGAAGUGUGUAAAUCAAGCUCUGAAAGAAAGCAACCUAAUUUUUCAUCUGCACAGAAUACGAGACAGAGAUUUGAAGAAGAAGAAGAUGAAGUAGAUAAUUAUAAAGUAAAAUCUUACCAACCUAGAAAUCUUCAUAAUUAUAGUAGUGAUGGUGAAAACUUUCCUUAUCAUGAUAUCUUCUCUGAUGGUAUGUCUAUAUGUCACCUUUAUCUCUCUGUGUCAAUGUUUGUCUGUACAUUUGUACUUCCAUGUAAAUACUCUAGAAUCUACAGUUUAUGA